Molecule: messenger RNA, 600 nt
Organism: Coprinopsis cinerea okayama7#130
Lineage: Eukaryota; Fungi; Basidiomycota; Agaricomycetes; Agaricales; Psathyrellaceae
Exons: 2
Coding region: 1-600 (199 amino acids)
Source: RefSeq, a predicted model, not a curated record
AUGUCUGAAUCGAGUUGUACCUCAAGCAAGGUUACCUUGUCUGUUCAACCCAAGCGCAAGGACGGCGUGAAGGCCGCAGGCGCUCAGUCGCGAGAACAGGUAUCAUUGACGGACGAGAGCGUCAAGAUUUACUGCAGAGACAAGCUCGCUGAGGAGAAGGUCAAGGCCGAGGCUGCCGUUCAGGUGGCCAAGCUAAACAUGGAAUCGGCCAUCCGGGUGGCCGAAGCGCAGGCCCAAGCGCAGACCGAAAUCUGCAUGUGGGCGCGUGAUGCAAUGCAGGGAGGAGAGAAUCUACAAACAAUCACUCAGUUUUUAACCGCCUUAUCCGGCCUCGACACGUCGAACAUAUCCCUGAAGGCUUUGAAGCAAGUCAAGUCAUAUCAAGCCAAGUUGGACCAGCGGGCGAGCGCCUUGAAUGCGCCAAACAAGCGCCCUCAUAUCGAAAAGCCUUCCGCUGCUGGUAAUGCCGGCCUUGGCGAUCAACUCAUCCAGCCAUCCGGCGAAAACCCUUCCGCCGUCGCUGCUGGUAAUCUCUGCCUUGGCAAUCAACUCAUCCAGCCAUCCGGCAACCUGGCAUCAGCUGCUCGGACCUUGCCUUGA